AUGUCAAUCAUUCAGAACUGGGUCGACAGUUUUAAACGGGCCCCUGAUGAAUAUGGAGCGGAUCCGGACUAUGCAGGUGAUGGCUGCGAGAAAGAAGGCAAGCCAGAAAUUCUUGGUGACGAGAACUAUGGCAAUGCUGAACGGUUUGUGGAAACGGACGACCACAGGAUGGUUGCUGUUCCCGAAAAGUCAGGUCUAAAGCGUACUCUAGACAAUCGCCAUGUGCAAUUCAUUGCCUUAGGCGGUGGCAUCGGUACAGGACUGUUCAUUAGCUCUGGCACAGAGCUGGCAACCGGAGGACCUGGAAGUCUCCUAAUUAAUUUUAUUAUCAUUGGCAUCAUGCUCAUUUCUGUCGUUUUUGCCCUCGGUGAGCUAGCUGUCACUUUGCCUGUAUCGGGAGCAUACUCUGCUUAUGCCACAAGGUUUAUUGACCCUGCGUGGGGUUUUGCUAUGGGCUAUAACUACUUUAUUAAAUGGAUCAUAUCGGCCCCUAUUGAGUUCACAGCCGCAACUAUCAUGGUUGCGAGUUGGGAUGAGGACAAUAAUAUUGUACCAAAAGGGGCUUUGCUGGCCAUGUUUAUCGCGUUGAUUACAUUCAUCAAUAUUUUCGGUGUUCGAGGAUAUGCUGAGUUUGAGUUCGUGUCUACCCUGGUUAAGAUUAUAACCGUGAUUGGCUUGAUUAUUGUACUGAUUGUGAUUGAUUGCGGUGGAACACCGAAUGGCGUACAUUUGGGCGCACAUACAUGGCACGAUCCUGGAUCUUUUAAUAAUGCGUUCAAAGGUUUCUGCUCAACAUUUGCUGGGGUUGCGUUUGCCUUUUCUGGUUCAGAGCUUGUUGGUCUAGCUGCAGCUGAGACCCGUGAGCCCAGAAAGGUUCUCCCCAAGGCCUGCCAACAGAUUGUGGUCCGUAUCCUUAUUUUCUACAUUCUUUCCCUAUUCUUGAUUACUUUGGUUGUGCCUUAUGAUCAUCCUCGCCUGCAAAGUGGCUCGGGCUCAGCGUAUGACCCCAGCCGCUCUCCAUUCGUUAUUGCCAUGGAUAUUGGAAAGAUCAAAGUCCUGCCUCACAUUAUCAAUGCGGUGAUUAUUCUCUCCACACUGUCUGUCUCUAAUGCGGCUGUAUUUGCAAGUAGUCGCACAUUGCUCUCCCUCGCUGAACAAGGAUUCGCACCAAAACUGUUUUGCUACGUGGACCGCGCUGGCCGCCCUCUCCCUGCUGUGAUUUUGACACUCCUGUUCAGCUUUAUUUCUUUCCUUAUCUAUUCGGCUGACCAGUCGACUGUAUUUUCAUGGCUGGUAGGUCUUAGUGGCUUGGCCAUGAUUUUUGCUUGGGGAUCCAUUUCUCUUUGCCAUAUCCGAUUCCGUAAAGCUUGGAUCAAGCAAGGAAACAGCAUCGCUGAACUGCCGUGGGCAUCGCCUUUUGGCGUUACUGGCUCCUAUAUUGGCCUUGCAGUGAGUAUCUUGGUGGUGGUUGCCAACUUCUAUUCAUCUGCUUUCCCAAUUGGCGAAGGAGAGCUGAGUUCCGACGACCGAGCAUAUCACUUUUUUGAAAAAAUGAUCUCUCUUGCGGUCAUAAUUGUCUUUUUUGUCGGGUACAAGCUUUACCAUCGGACAAGGAUCGUAUCGCUUGACGACAUGGAUCUCCACACUGGACGACGAGAAGCUGUGCCUUUGGAGGUGCUAGAACAAGAGCGGGCCGAGAAGCGUGCGCGACCGUUGUUCAAAAAACUUUUGGGACUUGUCUUUUAA
Molecule: messenger RNA, 1746 nt
Organism: Malassezia restricta
Lineage: Eukaryota; Fungi; Basidiomycota; Malasseziomycetes; Malasseziales; Malasseziaceae
Product: amino acid transporter
Exons: 1
Coding region: 1-1746 (581 amino acids)
Biological process (GO): amino acid transmembrane transport
Cellular component (GO): membrane
Molecular function (GO): amino acid transmembrane transporter activity
Source: RefSeq, a predicted model, not a curated record